AGUCAUUCGUGGUGUCUAACACAAGAUGGUUUCGCGUUUGCGUUGAUAAAAUUUUAUAUUUUUGUUGUUUUUGCUUGAAAUAAUUUUUGUGUGUAUUUUCUCCGAAUCGAAAAGCCGCGACUAUUAGAAAACACCGAAAUUAUUACUUGUGAUAUUAGUGCAUAUAGUGAGCAAAUUGAAACAAUCAAUGAUUCAAUGACAGUGCUAUAAAUGUGAUAAAGAAAUAUUUUGAUUGUUGUUUCGUCCAUCUGGAUUAUAAUGGACCACAAAACGUUCGAAAAAGCCAAUUCAAUUCGUCGACAUUCUAUAUACGUGUGACUGUAGUUGACUUGUUCACGUAAAAAUACCAAUCAUACAAAAAAAAAAUAUUGGUCAAAUUGACCUAUUAUCUGUGCCACUGUGUUAACCAAGUAAACGGAUAGAUCAAGAGAGAAGAAAAAAAUUUGGUAAAAUGUAAAUAUUGAAAUUUGUGCUGUUUGCCAAGUCAAAAAAAAAUGUUCGACGUUGUAAUUAAUAAGUGUUUUGAAGGUUUUUUGUCGUGCAAAAACAGAGUUUUUUUUUUUAAUUCAUUCAAUAUAAGUCAUUAAUGGGUAUAAUACGAAAACGUCAUUUACGAUUUUUUAUAUGUGUGGUGUGUGUGGUUUUAUAAUAAAUAUUUAAAUUAAAUUUUACGUGCCAUAUACUUACUUUACGAAAAUUACGUCUCGUCCAUGAAUUAGUAAAUAAAUAAAAAAAAUUAUUUAAAGUAUGUAUCAGCCAUAAGUGUGAUUUACGUUUACAAAUUAUUUACUGUUUGUUUAAGUAAUUGAUACAGUGAAAAUACCAAAAAGAAUAUGUGUGCUCAAUCAAUAAUUUGUCCGAUCAAAAUGUGUGGAAAUAUCUCUUCAAUGAAUGCUAUCUGAAUCAAUUUAUUAUGUCCAUGCGAAAUCAGCAUAAUCAUUCGAAUAGCAACGGUCAUCAUCAUCAUCAUCAGGAUACAACGGCUGUUGUCGCUAUGCACAAAUCGGUAACAAUAGUGACAGCUCAGCGUAGCAAUUCGCUAGAUUAUUUAAAUUUCGAAGAAAAACGUCAGCUGAUCGCAUCGUCUCUGUCGCUGUCAGAGAUUUUAUGUGGUCCGGCUGCUGUACAUGCGGCAAAAGAGGUAGCCGUUAAUACUGUCAUCGCAAAAAAACAAAAUGGUGCUGCAUUACGAACAAAUAGUCUAGGUACUGGUAUACGAACACCACCAUUAGAGCGAAAAAGCAAAUUUAGUGCUUUAGGACGAUUUUUCAAACCGUGGAAAUGGAGAAGAAAAAAGAAAAGCGAAAAAUUCGAAGCCACAUCAAAGUCACUAGAAAGAAAAAUAUCAGUACGUGCCAAUAGAGAAGAACUCGUCCAAAAAGGUAUACUGCUUCCUGAAAGUCCAAUUUCAACCAUUCCUGAAAUUUUUGGCGAAACGAAUUUCACCGGUUUGAUAAAUCAGAACAAUAACUCAUCUAAUUCCACAAAUGUGUCUUCUGUCGGUACAUCUGUGUCGGUACAGCAAAUAUGCCAAUCAAAUGGGAACAAUAAUUUGGUGCCACAUUCUUUGUCCGCGCAUGAAAUUGGACAAGUACCUCUAACACCAUUAGCGCAACAUCAACAAGCUCUGCAUCAACAAUUACAAUUGCGCUUUGCCAACAGUAAUAAUUCAGAACCACGAAAAGAGAAGACUGAUGUUUCGUCGGGCGGCAAUGGAACGUUGUCACCGAGCAGUGAACAAUCAUCACAGGGUUCACUGCUGCCUCCGGGUGGAGGCAAUCAAACACCCAAAUUAGAAAGACCGAAUUCGUUGGGACAAAAUAAAGUGUCCCGACGAGUUAUAUGUUAUCAUGGUGACCAUUACGAAGGUACUGGUCCGCCAGGUAGUACCCCACCGCCACAUUCUUCAGAUGGUCAUCAUAUGCAUCAUCAAAUGCCUAGCCAUAUAUUAUUGUCGGAACUUCCAGAACCACCAAUACCGGUUUCAGAAAUCGGACCUAUUCCACCUCCGCCAAUGUUUUCAACACCGAGUCCAACAAUGAUGACUAGUCGUCAGCAGCAUGGUCCUAUAUUACCAUCGUAUAGUGCAGCUCAGCAGCAACUACAACAACAGCAACAGCAACAACAUCAACAUAUGCUACAGCAACAGAUGAAUUAUAAUGACUAUGACUAUGACGAUCAAGACGAUCCCGAUCAGGAUGAGCUAGACUCCGAGGAAGAAUAUAUGUUUUCAAUGCAACAACCAAAUCCGAACAUCGAUACAAUGCGUGUCGAAGAGAUUCCGGCUAAAGAACCAGUAUUUAAUGCAGUGCCGAAAAAAUCGGCACUCAAAAAGAAACCUAGCUCAAAUCCUGGCACGCCCACACAGGACACGAUGAACCGACCGUUGAUUGUACGCCAAGACAAUAAUUCAACAUUGAAGCCAAUUCUUCGACCGAGGAUUAGAAUAUGCAAUCGACCGAUUCGUUUUGCCAUUGGCAUACCGUCAACUCUAGAAAACAAAGAAAAUGCCCAUCCAUACGUAAUACGCGAAGACAACGAUAGUGAUCAAAGUGAUGGACCCAUUUUGUACCGUGAUGAAAAUUCCUCCGAUCGUCAGACGAAAAUCGCCAGGAAGGAAAGUCUAUCGCAAAAGUUAGCAUUAAGACCGAACAUGGAUGAGCUGAUCAGUCGUAAUAUAUUGCAUAUGCAAUCUGAAAAUGAGCGGCAAGAAUCGAAAGAGGCUAUCGGGGCACGACUAAUACGACGGUUAAGCUGUCGACCGACGCCUGAAGAACUAAUAGAAAGAAACAUUCUGAAAAGUACUACAUCGCCAGCGGAAGAAAAGAAGCAAAUGGAAGAAAAGAAGCGCUACCUACUGCGAAAGUUAAGCUUUCGACCGACCGUUGACGAACUCAAGGAAAAGAAAAUUAUCAGAUUCAAUGACUACAUUGAAGUGACGCAGGCACACGAUUACGAUCGACGGGCUGAUAAACCGUGGACGAGACUGACACCCAAGGAUAAGGCUGCUAUACGCAAAGAGCUGAAUGAGUUUAAAAGUUCGGAAAUGGCUGUGCACGAGGGAAGUCGACAUUUAACUAGGUUCCAUAGACCAUGACGAUUGCAAUGGAACAAUAGAUUUGCAGUAAUAAAAAACAAUGUGACUGUCGCAAUUCAUUCUUCCGCAACAAAUUUCGAUGACAGUAAAACUGUUUUCACGAAGCGAGCUGCUGUGAUAGACCUGUUGACGUUAUUAGAAAUGUUACCUAAAAUACUACUAUUAUUUACUAUUUAAUUACAAACAAAAAAAAAGAAAAGAAAAAAAACAACAAAGAAUUACAAACAAGAUAAGCAAAAUCGAUUUUUUAUUUUGAUAAUUUGUUUAGUGAAUUUUCAAAUUUUCUUCUUUUACUACUUCAUCUUUUGUUAAUUUGUAAAGUUUUGUAUAUAUUACAGUCAGGCCUUGUGUUUUUCUUUGUAGAAUUCUGACAUAAAUUUCCCAAUUGUUUUUAUACUUUGUCAUUCAAUUUAUGUUUGUAAAAUAAAAUUUAAAUUACCAAAAUCUAAAAUGAUAUUGAAAGGAGCGUCAGCUGCAUUUUGUUUCACCUUUUUUAGACUAAUAAAGUUCUUGUUUCCAUUUUUUUCUUUCUUUUUUAUUACAGUUGAUCUCUUAACCAAAUUUUUUCUAAUUUUUCUUCAGCUGUCUUACAAGCUGGUCCACUCAUACAAACAAACUUAUAUGUCCUUAUGCUGGUUUCAUAGUCACACGCAAGAGCGUGGUAGUCAUAAAACCGUAUGAACAUAAUCAUUUUGAUUGUAUAAGUGGACCAUUAGAUGGUAGAACAUCUGAAGGAAAUCUAGACACAAAUUUGGUUGACAUUGACUGUAUUUUGUUUUUUUUUUCUUUAUUCACCUUAAUACACUUAAUUCAAUCAAAAAAUGUGAAAGAAAUUAAUUAAAUUUAAAUCACAAUUCCAUGGAUUAAUAUGUAUAACCAAACAUAUAUCCAAAAUUUAAAUAUUAAAUUAAUUUAAAAGAAUUAAUUAAAAAACAUGAAACAAGUAAAUGAAAAUGAUAAUUAUUCACAGAAUAAAAAGUAAAUUUAAAAAAGUGGAAAAAAUAAUUAAUUUUAAUAAAAUAAUUUUAAAAUUAAAAUAAAAAAAAACUAAAAAAAUAUUUGAACAAAAAAUAAAUUUAGAUUUAAAUGUGUAAUCAAAGAACGUUGUACAUAUCCCGUCAAAGUAAAGAUUGUUAAAAUUAUAAUUUUUUUGUUUUCAUUUUUUCAAUGUCUUAUUUUGUUGAUGAUAAAAAAUAGAGAGAAAGAGAAUUGAUUAUCGGAAUUCAUUCGAUUUUUUUUAUGAAAUUCGUAUACUUUUAAGCGAUCAGAUGUAAACAAUUUUUUUUGUUCAUUUAAAAAUUUUCUAUUUUGUAUAAAAGGUAAAUUAACGCAAGGUUGCGCGCAGUUUAAACCCGUUUAUUUCACCAAUAAACAGAGAGCAAUGAAUUUGAGUAUUCAGUAAUCAACAAACAAAAAUAUUAUUCAGCUUUUACAUGUACAAAUAAAUGUUGCGGUGUAGUUUUAAAACAAACAAACAAAAAAUAAAUUUAAAUUAAAUUUUCUAUUUUUACCGCCAUUGAUCGACAAAUUUUCUUUAUUCUAAAAAUCAAGAAAAAAAAAACAAAAAAAAACAUAAAAAUUUUCAUCUAAGGUUUCAGCAAAGCUAUAAGACUAUACCGUUUUCCAACAAAAAAUAUUUUCAACUUGAUCAAUUUGUUGUUUGAGACUCUAAAAAUACCAAUGUUACGUACUUACACUCAAAAGAAAGGAAGAGCUCGACAUUCAGGAUGCCUGGACGUUGUGAUCCCUAGCUAUUUGAUCGGAGUCCUUAUUUCAAUUUAGACAAAUGUUCAUCUUCUUCAUCAUUUAUUUAUUACUGGAAAACGGUACCUAUUCUGGCCUCAUUACUUUGGAAAAUUAGCUCAGUGUCAGUGACUGAACGGCGUGAUUUUUAACUGUGCCGCUAUUUAUUUGACCUUGAUGUUGCUUGGAAAAGUGAUGUUGUUUAUGAUCGCUUUGUUCAACAGACAAUGCAACCAAUUCAUGAUUUUAUGGUAAUGUCAAAACUUCGAUUUAAAUAGAACUCGUAUUUCUGAAAUGAUGUAGAUUAUCCUUCACUGGCUGUGGCAUAAAUCGUUUCUGUUUCGUUCACCUUCGGUUGUCUUGAGCAAAAAAAUAUUUGUCUCGGCCGCAGUGCCGAUGGUUACCAUUUUUUUUUUCUAAAUUUCCAAGCACAUCGAUCAUAAACAACAUUGAGAUGAGGACAUAUAGCGAAAAAUAAACAGAAAAAAUUUGGUCAAUAAAUUUUUUAAAGAACAUUUUUCGAAUAAGCAACCGCAUUCCCAUACUGAAACACAUUAAAUUUUCGUUAACCUUACAGAUGGCAAGCGUAUCAGGGUGUUGUGGUUCUUUUACUUUUUUUCGACUAAAUUUUCAGCUAGUGUUUGAUAGAAAAAUAAUUUACUUCAUUGAGUUCACCUGCAGUUUGUUGUCUGAUAGUGGUGACCGAGGAGCGGAUAAAUUCAUGAGUGACACUGAUAAUUUUUUUGAAAGUGAAAACAUUUUCUUUGUAGAGUUUUAAGGAUUUCCUUUAACGGUUGAGGGUUUUUCUGGAUAUUUUUAGAUUAAAAAAAAGAAGAAUAUUCAGCGACUUUCUUUAAAGAAUUUUCUGUUUUCUUACAGUCAGAGGCGGUGAAAUUCCCGCAAGAAUUUUUUCCAGCUGUUUUUCAGCUGAUCCACACAUUCAAUCUAAACGGUUUAUACGGCUGAAGCUGCUACACGCACGUGCGUAAAAUCGUAUAGACAGUUCUUUUUUUUUGUGGAAAACAGUUGAAAAACAGUUGAAGUAAAUUCAUACUGAAAUUUCACUGCAUGCAUGGACAUUGUAUGGACAUUUUUUUGAGUGACAGGAUUCUCUACGUUUAUGUGCCCUCUGCGACGAGACGACAGAUUUCAGCUGCUGUCUUUUACAACUAGCAAAGGUAAUGUUAAAACUAACGAAGUAAAAGUUUGUAAUAUCAAACAGCAGCAAAACCGACAGAUUUUAUAAGUUCUACCGUGGUACGUUUGUGAAAUAUUAAAUGUGUUUUCCAAAAAGAUGCUAAUUGCAUUGUGUUCUGGAAUUAGUUGUUUACAAAGGCAAAGAUUAAAAUUAAAAAUUACAAAAAUUAAAUUAAAUAAAAAAAAGAAAAAAACAAAAAACGCUUUGUACAGUUAUAUAAAGAACAAAAUAAAAUGUUUGAAUGAAAAUAUGUUUUUAGUGUAAAAGUAUUAAUAAUGCAAUAGCGCUUAGAUAUUAAAUUACAAAAGAAAAAAAACUAAAUUUAAGAAAUAUUUAAACUUGAAGUAAAAAACAAACAGAAAAAUUGCUAAACAAAAAUUAUAAGAAAAAAAAAGUAAAUUUAAAAUAGAGAAUGGAAAAUUAUCACACAAGAACAACAACAACAACAAAAAAACAUUUCAAUGUAAAAAUCAUGAAAAUUAAAAUUAUAUUUUGUUGUUAUGCACGGAACAUUUUCAUUUCAAGUAAGACGAGUUAAAGAAUACUUUUCCGAUUUGUUUCCAAAGCAAAAAUACCAAUCCCUCCGUAACCAACCCUCUACUUAAAGAUCCCCCAACAAAUCCAUUUAGCAAAUACACUACACGCUUUACCGUUUAAAUUUGUUUAAUUGGCAAACACUUGUGGAUGAAU
Molecule: messenger RNA, 6728 nt
Organism: Bradysia coprophila
Lineage: Eukaryota; Metazoa; Arthropoda; Insecta; Diptera; Sciaridae
Product: phosphatase and actin regulator 2
Biological process (GO): actin cytoskeleton organization
Molecular function (GO): actin binding
Source: RefSeq, a predicted model, not a curated record